Messenger RNA from Lolium perenne, 1970 nucleotides. The record is from RefSeq and is a predicted model, not a curated record. Lineage: Eukaryota; Viridiplantae; Streptophyta; Magnoliopsida; Poales; Poaceae.
UACUUCCAACAUAUACGUGCCAUGUUAUUUGAAAAAGGCUGAUUUUGUAGCUACAAAUACUUAUAGGUAUGCCGCCACAUGUGCAGCACUAUGCAUCUCAAGUGGUCGGUGACAAUGAGUCCGAUUGGUUGCACAGAAAUGAAGCAUGGCGUAUGCAAGAAAAAUCAGGAGGAAAUAGACCUAUUCUUGUCGCCCAGUCCAAUAUUGCAGGGGCAGGUUCACUCAGCCAAUUAUCAGACCUAACAAACAAUCGCGUAUGCCCAAGCCAAGGCCGCCCAAAACGCACUAACAUGUCAUGGUAUGCUCGAAUGUCUGAAGAAAAUAAAGCUGAGUAUCUACAGAGACAGCGUAUAGCCCACCAACAAAAGAUAGAUGCGGCAAGGAGUGGACUCGACGGGUCUCAACCACCAGCUACUUAUAUACCGAGUUCACCGCAUACCCCAAUGAGCAACGUGACACAAACGCCAUGCUGCGAGUCAGCUAUGGGGCAUGUGUCCACAUCUGCAAAUUUUCAUGGGCAAGAGAGUUUUGUAGCAAAAAGUGCAGAUCCUGAUAAGAGACGGCAUCAACGCAGGGAAAAAUACUCGCUCAUGACGGAUGAACAGAGGGAAGAAUAUUUGCGCAAUAACCGCAAGUAUAAGCAUUGCAGAAGGGAAAGCGGGACACUGUUUGACCACAACGAUACUAUACAUGUCAAAAAUAGCUCCGCAUCUAGCCCACGAACCAAUGCUGCCAUGCACGCACAAUCAUCUGAGCCAGAUCCAGGUGAGACAAACAUUACCGAUGAAUCUGAUCCUCCGGGGAUUUUUGAACCAGUUGAACAAGAUGCUAGGUUCGAAGAAAACACGGAAACCAUGCAAGAGGAAGAAACAGUGCUUGAUGAUGAUGAAGAGUGCAGGAUUUUUACUGGUCUAGGUGAUGUAUUUGAUUCAUACCGAUUGACAACUGAUGUGCCUCAGAGUGAACAGAAUGAUGAUCCUUAUGACUUCGUGUACCACAAUCUGCCAAAGAAGCAUCAUGUUUUGAAAACAGUACCAGACUGCAUCCAUUGUGGAGCAAUGAAGCUACAAUAUGAGGGCCCUGCUUUCUGUUGCAGAAAAGGAAAAGUCAAGAUAGCUACCCCUGAAGUUCCUCAAGAGUUGCGCCAUUUGUUUACAAGUCAGGUUGAUGCUGAUGCAAAAUAUUUCAGAAAGCAUAUUCGAUAUUUCAACACCCACUUCUCCUUCACAAGCCUUGGAGUGACCCUCGACAAGACCGUCAGCAGUGCGGCGAGAACAGGUGUGUAUACAUUUCGUGCACAAGGGGCACUAUAUUAUAAAAUGGAUGAUCUGGUGCCAGGUGAUAAAGGACCUAGACAUCUCCAGCUCUACUUCUAUGAUACAGAUGAAACCUUGGAACAUAGAGUGAAGCGGUCUCCAGAUCUUGAUAUCAAUAUCAUACGGGCCAUUCUGGAGAUACUAAAGGACAACCCCUAUGUGAAGACCUUUAAAAGCUGUGGAUCUGUUCCGAACCUGGAAGAAUAUAGAAUAUCCCUUAACACGGACAUAAGACUGGACCAGAGAAGGUACAAUGUCCCCACAGCUUCACAGGUGGCCGCGAUGUGGGUUGAAGGUCAUCCUGUGGUCUAUGGAUGUUAAAUUUCAUGGAAUAUUUCACGGGGGAUAUUUUAUCCGACAUUCCUAAACAGGUUAAUAUGACCGAUUUUAGAAACAAAUUAGCCGUAAUUUUGGUGGAUUCACAUUUGAACGAUGAUAAUAUAAGGAAUCGAGACUUGAAAGAUGAUGAAGAACAAACAUUUGAUCCUACUGAUUGUGUCAUUGUGGAUGGACCUCCUAAAACAUCAAAACAUCGAAACUAGCGUCACAAAUUGGGUUCAUCUCGCAAUCAUUGCUUCUGUUACCAUCUGCCAAUCCAACAGACCAGGAAUUAAUAGAUGAACUUUGCCUAUACAUCAACACAGUUGAUGAUAU